Molecule: messenger RNA, 1227 nt
Organism: Trichoderma asperellum CBS 433.97
Lineage: Eukaryota; Fungi; Ascomycota; Sordariomycetes; Hypocreales; Hypocreaceae
Product: Chitinase 2
Biological process (GO): carbohydrate metabolic process
Cellular component (GO): extracellular region
Molecular function (GO): chitinase activity; cellulose binding
Source: RefSeq, a predicted model, not a curated record
AUGCUUUCUCAAACUCUCCUUGCUGGCCUCCUCGGCCUCGCCGGCCUCGCUGCCGCUGCUCCCACCAGGACGAUUGCCACUCGUCAGGCUUCCGGUGCCCAGAACGCCGUCUACUGGGGUGCCACUAACAACGAGAGCAACAACCUCGCUGACUACUGCACGUCCACUGCCGGCAUCGAUAUCCUGGUCCUGUCGUUUUUGGACAUUUACGGCGCCACUGGCAACUUCCCCUCGGGCAACUUUGGCAACGACUGCUUCAUCAGCACCGCCGGCGUGCCCCAGUCGUGCUCCGACCUGGCCUCUCAGAUCAAGACGUGCCAGAGCGCUGGCGUCAAGAUUGUCGUUUCUCUCGGCGGUGCCGCUGGCUCAUACUCGCUCUCGUCCCAGUCCCAGGCCGAGACCAUCGGUCAAUAUCUGUGGGACGCCUACGGAAACUCUGGCAGCACCUCGGUCCAGCGUCCCUUUGGCGAUGUCUUUGUCAACGGCUGGGACUUUGACCUCGAGGUCAACGUCGGCAGCCAGUACUACCAGUACCUGAUUGCGACGCUGCGCUCCAACUUCGCCAAGGACCCCAACAACAAGUACUACAUCACCGGUGCUCCCCAGUGCCCCCUGCCCGAGGAGAACAUGGGCGUCAUCAUCCAGAACUCCGUCUUCGACUACCUCUUCAUCCAGUUCUACAACAACAACCCCACCUGCUCUCUUGGCCUGCCCGGCGACGCCCCCAUCAACUUCAACGACUGGACCAACUUCGUCUCCAGCACCCAGUCCAGCAGCGUGAAGCUUUUCGUCGGUGCCCCUGCCGGACCUUUGGCCUCCAACGGAAACUCUGGCGGCGCCGUCUACUACGCUACCCCCUCGCAGCUGGCCACCGUCAUUGCCGGCGUCAAGUCGAGCCCUUACUUUGGCGGUGUCAUGCUCUGGGACGCCGGCUACUCUGACCAGAACGUCAUCGCUGGCUGCAACUACGCCCAGCAGGUCAAGAGCAUUCUCACGACCGGCUCGCCUUGCUCUGGCACUCCCGUCAGCGGCGGUGGCUCUCCUCCCGCUACUUCAUCUACCGCUUCUUCUCCUCCGGCUUCUUCUUCUUCUCCUGCCUCUGGAAGCGGCGGUGGCAGCGUUCCACAGUGGGGACAGUGCGGCGGUGUGGGUUACACUGGUCCUACCCAGUGCCAGUCCCCAUACACUUGCGUUGUCGAGAGCCAGUACUGGGCUUCUUGCCAGUAA